Molecule: messenger RNA, 2873 nt
Organism: Macaca mulatta (Rhesus monkey)
Lineage: Eukaryota; Metazoa; Chordata; Mammalia; Primates; Cercopithecidae
Source: RefSeq, a predicted model, not a curated record
CAGUCGCUCAGCUGCCUGGUAGGUGACUGCAGGCGUUGAUCAGUGCUCGCUGGGAUUUUGCUGACGUGGCCCCAAUCCCGCUUCCCUUCCCACCCUGCGAUGGCAGAAGAAACUCGACAGAGUAAACUGGCCUUAGCCAAGAGAAAGUUAAAAGAAUAUUGGCAGAGAAACAGCCCUGGUGGUCCAGCAGAAGCGAAGAAGAACGGGAAAACAAAUGGCAGUGUCCCUAAGACAGCCACUUCUGGUGGUUCCCACUCACCUGGGGAUUCAGCAACAGGUAUCGACGGAGAGGGCCCUACGUCAUCGGCACCCCUCAAGGAUCUGGAGAGCCCGUCCCAAGAACUAGCAGUAGUCCUGGACUCGAGGUCUGUCAAAAUCAGUCAACUGAAGAACACCAUCAAAUCUUUGAAACAACAGAAGAAACAAGUGGAACAUCAGCUGGAAGAAGAAAAGAAGGCAAACAAUGAGAAACAGAAAACCGAAAGGGAGCUAGAGGUUCAAAUCCAGACAUUGAACGUACAGAAAGGGAAACUAAGUACGGACCUGUAUCGCACGAAACGCUCACUCAGAUACUUUGAAGAAGAGUCCAAGGAUCUGGCUGGCCGCCUGCAACAUUCAUUGCAGCGUAAAGGGGAGUUACAGCGGGCUCUGUCUGCUGUCACCGCCACACAGAAGAAGGCGGACAGAUCCUCGAGCCGCAAUAAAGCACGUAUGGAGUGGAAGUUAGAGCAGUCCUUACGGGAGCAGGCACUGCUGAAAGCUCAGCUGACACAGAUGAAGGAUUCACUCAAACAAGCCCAUCUAGAGAGAGACGAAUAUGUUCAACAUCUAAAAGGAGAGAGGGCCCGGUGGCAGCAGAGGAUGAGAAAAAUGUCCCAGGAGGUUUGCACACUAAAGAAGGAGAAGCAGCAUCACAUGCGUCUGGUAGAGAAGCUGGAGAGGAGUUUGUCGAAACUAAAAAACCAGAUGGCUAAACCCCUGCCCCCAGAGCGCCCAGCAGUGCCCCCUGAGGAGGAGCUGCAGCACCUGAGGAAGGAACUAGAGAGGGUGUCAGCAGAGCUCCAGGCCCACGUGGAAAACCAUCAACACAACAAUGAGAACAAGAGCGCACUGCAGUUGGAGCAGCAAGUGGAGGAGCUACAGGAGACGCUGGGCGAGGAGCACCUGGAGGCUGCCAGCCAGCAGAAGCAGCAGCUGCAGGACCAACUGAGCCUCACGGCUCUCCCUGGGGAAGGAGAUGGAGGAGGACAACAUCUGGACAGUGAGGAGGAGGAGGGACCUCGGCCCAUGCCGAGCGUCCCAGAGGACCAGGAGAGCUGGGAGGCCAUGAGCGGCUUUAUGGACCACCGGGAGGAGAUGGCGGACCUGAGUGAGCUGGUGGAGAAACCCGAACUUCCGUUCAUCGAAUACUGGGGAGAGAGAUGCCAUCAGAAUGUUCAUCAGCUUCUAACAGAGGCAGGGGGCAGUGCCGAGGAUGCAGCAAUGGGAGGAGGACAUCAUCAGGCUGGUCCGGCACAGGGAGGAGAUGAAGGUGAAGCUGCUGGCGCUGCAGGAGAUGCUGUUAUGGUUGGCAGCGACUACAACAACAAGCACAGCAAACUCCUGAUCUCUGCCCAGAACCCUGCUCAUGAGCCCCGUCCAGGAGCCCCAGCCCCCCAGGAGCUUGGGGCUGCCCACAAGCAUGGCGAUCUUUGUGAGCUGAGCCUCAGCGUCAGCGCCGAGACUGGGCAAGGAGAGGCCAGGGAGGGGUCUCCCCACGACAACCCCACUGCACAGCCCAUCGCGCAGGAGCACCAGGAGCACCAGGAGCACCCAGGCUUGGGCAGCAACCGCUGCGUGCCGUUCUUUUGCUGGGCUUGGCUGCCAAGAAGAAGGAGAUAAACAUCACCGUCAUCAAAGAGCUGGUCAAGAAACUUUUUAAAAAGAAACAAAGUUAUGGGGUUAAUCUCCUACACAAUUCAUUUAGUUCAUUUGAAUGUUAGAGCCACUCUUGAUUAUUUGUGUUUCUAGUUUGUAGUUUAAGUUUAUUUGUAAAAAGUUAAAAGAGAUUGGGUCUCUGUGGCUUUCACUGAGGUUCACUCUGGCAUCCUUUAGCAUUUUCUUUUUUAAUUUCAUAAUUGUAGGUCAUUAGCAUGUAUAUCGAGUUUGCCCUUACGUGGUGGGAGUUCAAACACCCAAAGACCCACUGUUUGCACAGAACUAUUCUCGCUGGUUUGGAAUAGGCUGCCAUGCUUUUGUAAUGUUAUUAUAGCAUGUAUGUUCAUUACAGAAUUCAGAUAAAAUUUGCUUAUGUUCUGCUACUGUUUGAUCCAAUCGUAAUCACAGUGAGCCCUUCAUUAGCUCAAUAUGCGGUUUGCCCUCAAGUGUGCACUGUUGAUUACUUUGUAGGGACAUAUUUUGUGCAGUAUUUAUGUGAUCGUGCCUAUGCAUGAGGAAUGAAUGAAUUUCAGUCACACAUUGCCUAAAUCAUAACUUGAUGAUGCUUGGGAAAGACUCAACAGUUAAAACUUCAUGAGGUUCUAAUGUCUGUGUCCAAAACACAUCACAGUAUUAGGAUGUAGGGAGAUAUGUACGUGUGCUCCCUGGGGUGGGGAUUUCUAGUUACUAGACCAUCUCCAUUUUCAGCAUUUGGCAUCCUCAUGAUACUUUUAUAAAUAUGACGUUAACAGGAGACUAAAAUACGAUUUUACUGAUGAAUAACAGAUUUGCCUGCAUUCACUGAAAGAGCGCAAAUAUUGGGUCCUGUGACUUCAACUGAUUCUUCCAAAUUGUAUGAAUAUAUCAGUGUAUUAGAUAAGCCCAGUUUCAGAAUAAUAAAGAAAAAAUGUUAGACCAAAUAAUGCGACUAAUUAACAGUGGUACAAUUUCUAGCC